Molecule: messenger RNA, 295 nt
Organism: Phodopus roborovskii (desert hamster)
Lineage: Eukaryota; Metazoa; Chordata; Mammalia; Rodentia; Cricetidae
Product: small integral membrane protein 4
Exons: 2
Coding region: 40-282 (80 amino acids)
Source: RefSeq, a predicted model, not a curated record
UCGCCUGCCUCCGCUCGUUCCCCACUUCGAGGCCCAGUCAUGUUCUCCAGGGCCCAGGUGAGGCGAGCUCUGCAACGGGUGCCCGGGAAGCAGCGGUUCGGCAUCUACAGGUUCCUGCCCUUCUUUUUUGUCCUGGGAGGAACAAUGGAGUGGAUCAUGAUUAAAGUGCGCGUGGGCCAGGAGACCUUCUAUGACGUCUACCGUAGAAAAGCUUCAGAAAGACAGUAUCAGAGAAGGCUGGAAGAUACAUCAGAGACCAACCUUCGUAAGAUAAUAAAGUAAAUAUGAAUUUUCA